GGGGCAGUGGAUCUUCGUCCCGUGGAACGUGUUUGACGCUGCGCUGGUCCUAAUCGGGAUCAUCGACGUGUGGAUCUUGCCAGCGACAGGAAGCGGCGCGAGCAUCCGGUUCCUGACGCUCGUCCGCCUCUUCAAGCUGCUGCGGCUGGGGCGCGUGCUGCGCCUGCUCCGCCUCAUGCGCAAUACCAAGGAGCUCAUCCUGCUGAUCUCCGGCAUCGCCGGCGCGAUGAAAGCCAUGAUCUGGGGCGUGAUCCUACUUGGAAUCAUGAUCUUCAUCAGCGCCCUUCUCGUCACGCGGCUCGUGGGCAAACGGUGCUGCUUCGGGGACGAGGCCUUCACGGGCGGAAUGUUUCACGUCCCCGACGGCCUGGAGGGCGAUGACCGCGCGGCGUACCUGGAAGAGUCCGCGGGCCGCCUGCAGGAGUACGAGGACUACUGGGGCACCAUGCCGAGGUCUAUGUUCACCCUGUUCCAAUUCACCGCGGAGUUCCAGCCUGACAUGGUCCGCAUGACAUGGUACGAUGGCGUCGAGGGCUAUUUCUUCACCUUCUUCCUCAUCGGGUAUGCGCUCUUGUCCAACAUCGUGGUCCUGAACAUCAUCGCCAGCAUCAUCGUCGAGGUGAUCAUGAGCAUAUCGGCGAGCGACCGGGAGGAGGAGAAGGCCCACGAGAAGGAGGAGAUGAUGAAGGACAUAAACGAGAAAGUCGACGGCCUGUUCAAUUCCUUAGACAUCGAUGAGAACAAGAGCCUGAACGUGGAGGAGCUGAUGAACAAGAAGAGCGACAAUGUGCAGAAGGUCUUCAAGAGUGCCGGGCUGGCGCCCUCCGAGGCCACUCAGCUCUUCCAGAUACUCGACAAGGACAAGACCGGCUCCGUCUCGCCCGCCGAGUUCCGGGAGGGCCUCAUCCGGCUGAAGCAGCCCUCGGACCCGAAGGACAUCCUGCGUAUCGAGUACAACUUGGGAGCCGUCGAGACCAAGGUCGACUCGUUCAUCGAGACGCAAACGAAGGUGGUCGAGACGCUCUCGCGCAUCAGCGGCACGAAGGUGGUGUGA
This is a messenger RNA of Prorocentrum cordatum, 1054 nucleotides long. Lineage: Eukaryota; Dinophyceae; Prorocentrales; Prorocentraceae. The record is from the annotation of a GenBank genome assembly.